GGGCACCGCGGCUUCAGGGGCUGGGCCUCCAGCGCAGCGCAAUGUCAGGCGCCGCGACAGCCCUGUGAGUCAGAGGCCGCGGCCGUGGUCCUGGGCGGCGGCGGGUCCGGGCCGGGUCCGCUAAUGGUGCCGCCACGACACCAUCGCGGUGCAGGAAGGCCAGGUGCGCUGAGUUCUUCACCUCCGUUUAGACUCAGAUCUGACCAGUUUUCAGGCACUGCUCUUGAAGACCUCAGAAAGGCCUUUAAAAUAAGACUGCAAAUGGUGUGUGUAUUUAUCAUGAACCGAAUGAAUUCCCAGAGCAGUGGUUUCACUCAGCGCAGGCGAAUGGCUCUUGGGAUUGUUAUUCUCCUACUUGUUGAUGUGAUAUGGGUCGCAUCCUCAGAACUUACUUCGUAUGUUUUUACUCAGUACAACAAACCAUUCUUCAGCACCUUUGCAAAAACAUCUAUGUUUGUUCUGUACCUUUUGGGCUUUAUAAUUUGGAAGCCAUGGAGACAACAGUGUACAAGAGGAUUUCGAGGAAAGCAUGCUGCUUUUUUUGCAGAUGCUGAAGGUUACUUUGCUGCUUGCACAACAGAUACAACUAUGAAUAGUUCUUUGAGUGAACCUCUGUAUGUUCCUGUGAAAUUUCAUGAUCUUCCGAGUGAAAAACCUGAGAACACAAACAUUGAUACUGAAAAAUCUCCCAAAAAGUCUCGUGUUAGGUUUAGUAAUAUCAUGGAGAUUCGACAGCUUCCAUCAAGCCAUGCAUUGGAAGCUAAGUUGUCUCGCAUGUCAUAUCCUACCGUGAAAGAACAAGAAUCCUUACUCAAAACUGUGGGGAAACUUACUGCAACUCAAGUAGCAAAAAUUAGCUUUUUUUUUUGCUUUGUGUGGUUUUUGGCAAAUUUGUCAUAUCAAGAAGCACUUUCAGACACAAAAGUUGCUAUAGUUAAUAUUUUGUCCUCAACUUCUGGACUUUUUACCUUAAUCCUUGCUGCAAUGUUUCCAAGUAACAGUGGAGAUAGAUUUACUCUUUCUAAACUAUUAGCUGUAAUUUUAAGCAUCGGAGGUGUUGUGCUGGUAAACCUGUCAGGGUCUGAAAAAUCUGCUGGAAGAGACCCAAUAGGUUCCAUCUGGUCUCUUGUUGGAGCCAUGCUCUAUGCUGUCUAUAUUGUUAUGAUCAAGAGAAAAGUAGACAGAGAAGAUAAGUUGGAUAUUCCAAUGUUCUUUGGUUUUGUAGGUCUCUUUAAUCUGCUGCUCUUAUGGCCAGGUUUCUUUUUACUUCAUUAUACUGGAUUUGAGGACUUUGAGUUUCCCAAUAAAGUAGUAUUAAUGUGCAUUAUCAUUAAUGGCCUUAUUGGAACAGUGCUCUCAGAGUUCCUGUGGUUGUGGGGCUGCUUUCUUACCUCAUCACUGAUAGGCACACUUGCACUAAGCCUUACAAUACCUCUGUCCAUAAUAGCUGACAUGUGUAUGCAAAAGGUGCAGUUUUCUUGGUUAUUUUUUGCAGGCGCUGUCCCUGUAUUUUUUUCAUUUUUUAUUGUAACUCUCCUGUGCCAUUAUAAUAAUUGGGAUCCUGUGAUGGUGGGAAUCAGAAGAAUUUUUGCCUUUAUAUGCAGAAAACAUCGAAUUCAGAGGGUUCCAGAAGACAGCGAACAGUGUGAGAGUCUCAUUCCUAUGCACGAUGUUUCUCAGGAGGAUGGAACUAGUUAGCUGUAGUCCAGCUUGAUAAUGGAACAAUAUACGGUGAAGAGACAAUCUCCGGCAAGUUUCUGUAGAAAAAUAUUUCAGUGCCUAGUCUGAAAAAUAACAGUUCAGUUCUUUGGAACUCUAAAACAUAUUUUCCUCUUGUCUGUUUUCUUCAUUUUCAUAAUGAAGUACUUAACUAUGUAGCUGUGUACAUAUCACUACAGUUAUAGGAAGUUUCAGUCUACAGUCCAUCUAAAGGACCAACCUGCCUUACACAUCUCAAGGAAUUCAGCUGAUGAAAUAAUUUGAACUAGUCAAGGGAUAAAAUUUUAAUGUUCUGGAGACUUUAUUUUCACAUAUUAUUUGUUAAAUACUGGACUAUAUUAUGAAAAUGUUUUCAAGAAAUCAUUUUAAGUAUAUAGAUCGGUGUUUCUUACAGGUAAAAUGCUAAAAUAAGCUGCCCAUAAUAGGUACGGAUUAUAUUUUUGAGUUUUGUAGAAUAUUACAAAUUAACAACACAAAAAAUGUUUAAUUUAUGCAGCAAAUAUAUUCACACAAAUUUGGUAGGACUUUAGAAAGAAUCGAUAUUUGAGAAAAGAUCUGGUUCACUUACACUAUAUAUACUGCAUUAUCCUUUCAUAGCAUUAGGUGCCUUCUACUUUAAAUCUGUGACAAACCAUGACAAAUUUUUAAAGGAGAAGUAUUAUUGUAAAAUGAAGAAUUAGGUACUUCUAAAGACUGUAUUGCUGUAAAUUUAAUUGAUAAAGCUCUGCUUAUUUAGAGUUUUGAAGAAAUAUCCUCCCUUCAAUUAAAGAUUUUCAUAAUGGAAUGAUGAAAAUUGAA
Physeter macrocephalus (sperm whale) is the source of this 2517-nucleotide messenger RNA. RefSeq names its product solute carrier family 35 member F5 (gene SLC35F5). Lineage: Eukaryota; Metazoa; Chordata; Mammalia; Artiodactyla; Physeteridae. Gene Ontology annotation, cellular component: membrane. The coding region runs from base 124 to 1698 and encodes 524 amino acids. The transcript has 16 exons. The record is from RefSeq and is a predicted model, not a curated record.